This is a messenger RNA of Condylura cristata (star-nosed mole), 2027 nucleotides long. It is a transcript of the gene PSPH, whose product is annotated as phosphoserine phosphatase. The coding region runs from base 338 to 1015 and encodes 225 amino acids. Gene Ontology annotation, cellular component: cytoplasm. NCBI's taxonomy places the organism in Eukaryota, Metazoa, Chordata, Mammalia, Eulipotyphla, Talpidae. The record is from RefSeq and is a predicted model, not a curated record. Gene Ontology annotation, molecular function: L-phosphoserine phosphatase activity; magnesium ion binding. The transcript has 7 exons. Gene Ontology annotation, biological process: L-serine biosynthetic process; dephosphorylation.
UUCUUCCCAGCCCGGCUCUGCAGAGCGAAGAUAUGCGGUCUCCAGUUUAGGAAAGCACUUGCAACACCGACCAGAAGCCACCGCACGCAUCAGCAGAUCUCAUCCGAUUGCUCGGUAAAGACUGCCGGUCUGCACAGGUCUCCUCCCCCCGCUGGACGUCGGAGCCAGUCCUUGGCCCCUCUACAGUCGGACGGUUCCAGCUCCCGGAGUCCUGGAGGCGGCGGCGGCGGCCCGGCCCGGCCCGGAAGGAGCAGCAGCGCCGGGGAAAGGAGCAGGAAGAGAAGAAUCCAUCUCCUAGGAAACCAGCACUGGAGAAACGAGGAAAAUUCUUCCAAGGAUGGUCUCCCACUCAGAGUUGAGGAAACUUUUCUGUUCAGCUGAUGCAGUGUGCUUCGAUGUUGACAGCACAGUCAUCAGAGAAGAAGGAAUUGAUGAGCUGGCCAAGUACUGUGGAGUUGAGGAUGCUGUGUCAGAAAUGACACGGCGUGCCAUGGGUGGGGCGGUGCCUUUCAAGGCUGCGCUCACAGAGCGCUUAGCUCUGAUCCAGCCCUCCAGGGAGCAGGUGCAAAGGCUUAUAGCGGAGCACCCACCACACCUGACCCCAGGCAUAAGGGAGCUUGUAAGUCGCCUACAGGAGCGAAAUGUUCAGGUUUUCCUGAUAUCUGGUGGCUUCAGGAGCAUCGUGGAACACGUUGCUUCAAAGCUCAAUAUCCCACCAACCAAUGUAUUUGCCAACAGGCUGAAAUUCUACUUUAAUGGUGAAUAUGCAGGUUUUGAUGAGAUGCAACCCACAGCCGAAUCUGGUGGGAAAGGAAAAGUUAUUAAGUUUUUAAAGGAAAAAUUUCAUUUUAAGAAAAUAGUCAUGAUUGGAGACGGAGCCACAGACAUGGAAGCCUGUCCCCCUGCUGAUGUGUUCAUUGGCUUUGGUGGAAAUGUGAUCAGGCAGCAAGUGAAGGACAACGCUGACUGGUACAUCACUGACUUUGUGGAGCUCUUACGAGAACUGGAAGAGUAGCAGCAGCUUUUUGCAACUCAUAAUUUUAGGUUAAUUUUUCAGAGUUAUACAGUUUGUAUACUGUUUACUUACAAUUACUUAUUAUAACUUAAUGUAUAAAUUUGAUACUGAUUAGCUAGACUUCCAAGAAAAAUGAGUUUGGGCUCCUAGAAAAUUGUUAGUAAGCUAUAGUUAACCAAGAGUAUUAUGACCAUUAGUUAUCUGGAGAGUUUUAUAAUCUGACUUGUGUCUUCCUAGCUGUAUUUUAUUUGAAGACUUUGAAAGAUGGAUAGAAAAUUAACCAUCUUUACUACUGAAAACAUGGAUUAGGCAGCUUUAAGUGAAUAUUGGUUUCCUCUUUGUUAUAUAAAUAAAAGUUUGUCAAUGUAUCAGAACGAAGUUUUGGAAUUUUCAGUAGGGCUAUCAUGUAUUUUAAUAUUCAAUGUUUCAAGUACUUUCAGUAGAAACAACCCCCAGCAAAAAGCCAAGGAGUGGAGACCCCUGAGCUGGGGCAGAAUGCUUGGCACGAGGGGGGACCUGCCACAGCCCUGGCCACCCCCAGCUAGUAAAGUCCUGCUCCAGGUGGAUGGAAGCACCUUCGGUACCUUUUGGACUUUGUCACAGAGGAAACAGUACAAAGGAAGACUUUUUAAAAACUGACAGGAGCUUGUGACAAAAGUACUAACCUUCAAAACUGGGUAUUUGACAAUCACAUGAAGUAAAAUUCUACUCAUCUGCAAUGAAGAUGAAACUCCUAAUCACCCAUGUGAACCAUUUCUUUUUCACAGGUGACUUGGGAAGAACUGAAAUCCAGGCUGAUAUUUAUUCUGAGCAGUGCCAAGACAGGGAAAUUUCAAAACAUGCUUUGAAUGUAGAUUAUAUACCCUCCCUGGCAGAAAAGUUGGGUGGAUAAAGAAAGGUUCAGGAAGAGGAUACUACUGGAUAACUAAGUAGAAAAGGCCAGAAGGUUUUACUAUUGGAAAUUAUUUGAAACUUUUAUAAUCUAAAAAAAAAAUAAAAUGUGAUCAUAUCA